Messenger RNA from Lycium ferocissimum, 937 nucleotides. Its product is annotated as transcription termination factor MTERF8, chloroplastic-like. The transcript is spliced from 2 exons. The record is from RefSeq and is a predicted model, not a curated record. Lineage: Eukaryota; Viridiplantae; Streptophyta; Magnoliopsida; Solanales; Solanaceae. Gene Ontology annotation, cellular component: chloroplast. Gene Ontology annotation, biological process: chloroplast organization; regulation of DNA-templated transcription. Bases 1 to 933 code for a protein of 310 amino acids. Gene Ontology annotation, molecular function: double-stranded DNA binding.
AUGCCAAAGAAACUUCUUGUGUACAGAGAUCAGGAAAACCAGCUUUUGGAAGUUUAUCAAAAGAAACUCUCAAGUGAAGCAAAAGUAAUCCAAGUAGAAACUGAUACAUGUUCAAAAGUUUCAGCUGUGAUUGAGUUCUUCCAAAACCAGGGGUUUUCUGCAACCCAAGUGAAGAAAAUAAUUGGACAACGCCCUCGUUUUUUAGCAUCGAGGGUGAACAAAACCAUAAAGCCCAAGUUGAAUUUCUUGCAAUCAGUUGGAUUUUCUGAAGAUGAAUGCAGUAAGAUUAUAUAUGGUAAACCCUGCAUACUUGAUAGAAGCAUAAGGAACCAUCUUGCUCCAUCUUUUGAUUUCCUGAAGACUUUCAUGGGUAGUAAAGUGCGAGCACUUGUUGCCAUCAAAAAUUUUCCUCAAAUCCUUGAUUGUAAGGUCUCUCAUUGUUGGAAGCAGACUGUACAGAUAUUGGGCCAAAUUGGUAUUGCUGAUUCUCAAGUGUCACAGUUUAUUCAAAAAUCUCCUAUUAUCUUGACUUUAAAUCCCCAAAAGAUGAGUGAGGUUGGCUUGAGGCUGAAGGAAAUGGGGUUUGAUGUUACUUCUCCAGCAUUUAGGACAGCUUUUGCCUCAUUGUCUAGAGUUGCUCAUCCCAAAAUGGAAAGGAAAUUUGAAACAUACAGAAGUUUGGGCUUUUCAGAUGACGAGAUCCUUAAUAUAUUCAGAUCGCAGCCAAAUUGCAUGUUUUAUACCGAGGAGAAUAUCAGGGAAAUUGUGGCAUUCUAUGUAGAUAGACUCCAUUUUAGCCUAUCACUCUUGUCAAAAAGACCGAAUUUUCUUUUGUGUAGCCUGAAGAGGAGGCUUAUUCCUAGGUGUUCUGUCAUGCAAGUUUUAUGGUCAAGAGGCACUGUUUCAGAAUUUGGCAAGCUAUACCCAAACUAAUGAU